Molecule: messenger RNA, 955 nt
Organism: Adelges cooleyi (spruce gall adelgid)
Lineage: Eukaryota; Metazoa; Arthropoda; Insecta; Hemiptera; Adelgidae
Gene: Sys1
Product: protein SYS1 homolog
Exons: 4
Coding region: 135-707 (190 amino acids)
Biological process (GO): protein localization to Golgi apparatus; Golgi to plasma membrane protein transport; Golgi to endosome transport
Cellular component (GO): trans-Golgi network; Golgi membrane
Source: RefSeq, a predicted model, not a curated record
UUAAAACUUUUGUCGAUUUCAUUACAUAUACAUUCGUCUAUGUAAAUAUUCAUUUACCAAGCAUCAUAUUAUUUUGUCAUUGUGUUUCCUUUUUUUUGUUCGUGUAUUACUUACGUGGUCAAUAAUUUGUAUUUAUGAGGACAUUCCAUUUUCCAACCAUGUCGAUAUCGCUGUGGUCGAUACUGAACAGGUUUACGGGUUCAGAUAAAACCGCGUCUUACAGCCGCUUGUCGUCUGAUACGGGACACUUCCGUAUCACUGUGUGGGACCCUGUGCUCAUCAUCGCUCAGAUAGUAUCCAUCCAAUCUUUGUACUAUUUUACUAUGUGCAUAUGGAUUACGAUCAUCAGCUACGUGGUCGGCACUUCUCGAUCGUUAGAUGUCAUUUUUGAAUUUAAAGAAUUGAGCACAGUGACAGGCGAAAAAUUUGUAAUAGUGGCAUUUGCACUAAACGCACUUAGUGGGGCUACUUUUAUAUGGAGGAUUGUAGAACGUUACCGUUUAUGUUUGGAUUAUUCCUGUACAAUUCACCUUAUCCACUUGAUGGCUUGUAUUUGGUACAAUGCAACACUACCUACAAUGUUUUGGUGGUUAUUAAAUGCAAGUUGUGCGGCCAUUACGUGCAUAUGCGCAGAGUUUUUAUGCAUGCGCACAGAAUUAAAUGCUAUACCUGUAAAUAGCGGGCAGUCGCCUAAGGUUGAUUUGUAAAUAGUGCAUUAAUUAAUCAAGUAUUUAUAUUUAAAAUUAUCAAUUUCGUAAUAAUUGAACUACUAAUUAAAAUGUUAUUUUGUUUUACGAAAAUGUAUUUUACACAACUAUAAUUUUUAAGUUUAAUUCUCAAUUUGAUUUAUAUACACAUUUCAUAUUAGACAUGAUGCGAGAAAUCAUAUUUAAAAAUAAAACAAAAUAUGUACAUACUAUAUUGAUUGGCUGUGAAACAUUUUUACUUUUAGUUU